Messenger RNA from Trichomonas vaginalis G3, 639 nucleotides. RefSeq names its product deoxynucleoside kinase family. Gene Ontology annotation, cellular component: cytoplasm. The record is from RefSeq and is a predicted model, not a curated record. The coding region runs from base 1 to 639 and encodes 212 amino acids. Gene Ontology annotation, molecular function: ATP hydrolysis activity; deoxynucleoside kinase activity. The transcript has a single exon. Lineage: Eukaryota; Parabasalia; Trichomonadida; Trichomonadidae.
AUGAAGUACGUUCCAAUCGUGAUCACUGGCCCAAUUGGUGCAGGAAAAUCAACAUUAGCACGAAUGAUUUCGAAACAUCUUGCUAUUGAUUAUGUAAAAGAAUAUAUUGAUAUAAAUGAUGGCGAAGAGAUGCUUCUAAAGUUCAAAGCGAAUUCCAUAUCAUCGCAAGAUUUCCAAGAGUAUAUUCUUCAAACAUACAAAAGCCAGCUCAUGCAUGUUAAAGGCAAUGCAUUUAUAAUGGAGAGACUUCCUGAAGAAGGUUCGAUCAUUUUCAGCAACAGUGAUAAAAGCAUUCUUGAAAGAGUAGUUCAAGUUCAAGAAGAGUUUGAUAUUUAUGGAUACAAAGGAGAAGCAACAGUUCUCACGAUUCAUAACAGUGGCCAAAGUACAGAAAUGAUAAUGAAUGAAGUACUUUGCACAUUGUUCGGAACCAAACACGUUUCGCGAGAAAUGCUGAUUUAUCUAAAGAGUUUGAACGGUAUCAUCAUUUAUUUGAGAACAACACCAGAGAUGUGUAUCGAAAGAAUAAGAAGGAGAAACAGAUUUGCUGAGAAGUCCAUAACAUUGGAUGAUAUGAAAGAAAUGUGUAAAAAGUAUGAUACAUACAUCAAUAAUUUCAAGAACUACUAUAUUCAAUAA